UCAUAUUUCAUUCUACCGUCAGCAAUCGAGGUGCGCGCCCGACGACGUUGGUGAACUACGUUUGGUAUAAUACAUAUAUAUAUCUCAGUGUUGGUUGCCUCAGUGAAGUUUUCUGUUUUCACGAUGUGUUACAACGGCAAAUGUUUACAUUGUAUCGAGGUGGAGACGGGUUCGCUCAUCUGGGCUAUUCUUAAUGUGAUCCUGACAGGAUUGGCGUGUAUGAUAUGUAUUGGUGUUUCUAUCUACAUAAACGUGAUGGCGCAGGACAUACAUUUCCAGGAACCAAUGAAUGAUUAUACCGUGGUAGCAGUUGGUGUAUCCAACCUUAUAUUAAUGGUAGCGCUUACAUUUAGUGCUAUUGAGUUCAUGUUCACGAUGUUCUUGCUUGUGGGCGUCAUCAAAAAACACGUGGGGUAUGUGAAGGCAUACUUCGUUUAUGGCAUGGUUAAAAUUAUUAUUGGUUCCUUCGGCCUUAUUGGUGUCUUCGUCAAUAUUAGUAGUUGCCCAGCGUUAUUUGUAGUUGUUUUGGUUUAUGUGUUCCACUGUUUGGUACUGCUGAUGGUUCGCAACACUUACUUGAAGUUCAACGAGGGUUCAAUUAUUCAUCAAUUUAUGCACAAGCCCCUUGUUUAAGGCAGAUUUCAUAUUUUUUUUCACCUUUUUAUAUUUUUUAUUAUUUUUUCAACUUAGUAUAAAAUGACUAGUAAUGGAAGAUUUUAAAGUUAUGCUCAUAUAGCCAUGUUUCAACAUCAUUAACAUCUCUGGCAUUAAGUGUCCAUGGGCGGCAUCCUGGGAGCCUUCUGCCUGUUUGCGUCCUGUAUUCUUGAUUCUAUAAAAAAUACGUGAUAGCGUGAGCCGUUUCUUAAAUUUUGAAUUACCCAAUCAAAGCUUUGGUUUUUAUUAUAAGACAUCUAGAAUUAUUGUUAUCUUAACAUUGGUUAUGUAUGAGUGCGUAUGUGAUGUCAUGUCAUCAACUAUUUGCCAUAUAAAUUGUAUUACAUAGUUUGUAUUAAGUUUGGUGUGCUAAUUAUGUGUAUGUGCCUUGUACUGCAUAAACAUAGUAAUAAUACAGAUUUUCCCAGAUUCAGUUUCAGC
This is a messenger RNA of Pieris rapae (cabbage white), 1095 nucleotides long. RefSeq lists its product as uncharacterized. The record is from RefSeq and is a predicted model, not a curated record. The transcript has 5 exons. Bases 124 to 633 code for a protein of 169 amino acids. Lineage: Eukaryota; Metazoa; Arthropoda; Insecta; Lepidoptera; Pieridae.